AUGAUCAAGGAGGUCGCGGGCACGAGCGACCCCGAGAGCAUCACCACGGUAAUGGUGCGCAACCUGCCGGCCAGGUGCACGCAGGGCGAGGUGGUGGGCGAGCUGGACAGGUCCGGCUUCGAGGGCUGCUACGAUUUCUGCUACAUGCCGUGCGAUUUCGACUCCGGGCAGAACAACGGGUACGUGUUCGUGAAUUUCAAGACUCCAGCCGUCACGAGGUCCUUCAAGGAGACGUGGCACGGUCGCUCGCGAUUCCCAAACCAUCCCGACAGCCGUUCUUUGCAGGUGACUGCUGCGCACAUCCAGGGGUACGAGGCCAACAUUGCGAUGCUGCAGACCGCUGGCGUCAUCCGAAAUCCGAACUUCCGCCGGCUCGUCAUAAGCAAGAGCGACCCCGAUCGCUGCAGCCUGGGCCUGGGACAGCCACCGCCAGCUGCCCCGCCAGCCGCUGGGCUCCCAGCAGCACCUCCGCCAUCCGGUGGCCUCGCGGAGGGGGCCGGCCCACAGACGGCGCUGCCGAAGCCGCCGGGCAGAUUCUUCGCGGCGCCCGCGGGCGCUCGCCCGCAGACGUCCAGGAGCCAGCACCACGCCUGGCAGCACCACGCCCAUCCUGCCAUGUUCUGGCCGGGCAGCUCCUGCCAGCUCCAGGCCAGGCAGCAGGGAGCGCAGGCGUUCCCGGGUCCAGCCAUUUGGCAGUGGCGCAACCCAGCCAUGUGA
Molecule: messenger RNA, 717 nt
Organism: Prorocentrum cordatum
Lineage: Eukaryota; Dinophyceae; Prorocentrales; Prorocentraceae
Source: the annotation of a GenBank genome assembly